Priapulus caudatus is the source of this 694-nucleotide messenger RNA. RefSeq lists its product as uncharacterized. The transcript has 6 exons. Bases 20 to 694 code for a protein of 224 amino acids. The record is from RefSeq and is a predicted model, not a curated record. Lineage: Eukaryota; Metazoa; Priapulida; Priapulimorpha; Priapulimorphida; Priapulidae.
AUUGUUUAAAUACCAAACGAUGCCAGUAGCUACAGCAUUUUUAGCUAUAUUGAAAGGGUUUGGCUCCUUUCUCUUACUCCUGGCUGGACUCACAGCCUUUGCUACUGUUGUCCAGAAUCUCAAAUCCAGGAGCAACAGAAGGAAAAAGUUGCAUUCAGUGAAGAGUGUUGAAGAUGAAGAAGAGAGACUAAAACGCCACGAGGAUGGGAAACGGGAAGCAAGAGAGAAAGCAGAUGUGGAACAUAUGAGAAAAGCCAAUGACUAUGUGGAUAGAAAACUGAAGCCUAGACAGGAGGAGCUGCGUCAAAGGAAACUAGCCGAAGCUGACCGCUUCUCAGACCCAGCAUGGAAAGACCCUGGGCACAAACUAGGGACUACCAAAGAGGACACAAAUUCGGGCACCAGCCCUACUGAGCCAACCAUUAAGGAUGAGUCUGAGCUGGUGGCAGAAGGAGCCAGACGUGUACAGGAUGCCCUCAGAGCUUUCAGCGAUGUGGAUGACCUCGGCCUGGACGACGAAGCUCUGACCUUCGCACCGGCGAAGCUCGUGACGCCCGCCAUUCCUUCGUCCGACGAAGAAUUUGAGAUGCUCGAGGCGGCAUGCCUCGACGAGUCGUCGCAGCGCCCCGAGCAAGCCGACCAUCGUGUCGCGGCCGACCGCGCGCCGACACCAUCUACAGUUCCUAUUGCAUAA